ACAUACUUUUUGCUUUUUUUGCAGAAAUGAUUGGAGAUUACGACGAUGACACACAUUUUUGCUUAAAAUGUCACUCCACCAUAAUAGGACUCGACAAUUACGUCAACCAUCGCAAAACAGGAUGUCCCAAACACGUCGUAGACUUACCAAAAUCACCAUUGCCGAGCCAAAUUCUACCACCUGAUGAUUCAUUUAACUUAAAAGCUGAUGAUUUUUUUUCAUCUCUAGAACUACAAAGUAGUACCAAAAAACUAACACCUUCAAGUACCGGCAAAAAUUUUAGUGGUAUUUUAACCCGAAGUAAAACAACAGCCGUAAUUCAAGCAUCAACUUCACAAAAAGAAACUCAAGAAAUUCCUCAAUCUAAAUCUGGAAAAAAUGUUUGGAUUGGAGGACAUCAACUCAAACUUGGUUAUGGGGACAACCAAUCAAAAUUAAUCAAAGCUGUUGAUAAUCUAGAAAGACGUAAAGAAGAUCCUUUGAAAAUAAGUGUUUACGAAGAUAGUGAUGUUGAAUCUGAAGAUUAUGACUAUGAUGUUGAAGAAUCUUCAGACGAAGAUAAUCAUGAUGCUCCUCCUAGAAACCACACAGGAGGUAAAUGGAAACCAUCAUCACCAAUUCAAUGGCAGAGACCUCAAGAUUGGAGUGUCCCACCUCCUAGUUACACAGGGGGCAAGUGGAAGCCUCUACUAAAACGAAAUUCGCCACCUCCUUCACACACUAAAGGCAAAUGGAAACCUUCAUACCCUCUCUCACCAAAAGAAACUUAUGAUUUUCCUCCCCCAAGUUUUACAGGGAGUAAAUGGAGUCAGUCUAAAGCCAGACAAGAUUUUAAUACUCCUCCUUCAACUCAUACAAAGGGGAAAUGGAAACCUGACGACGAACCGAAAAUGGACACUCUUAAGACUAAAAUAAAAACCAAAAAAGAGACUGAAAUUCUUCCACCCACUUACACUAGUGGAAAAUGGAAACCGUCAACAAUUACAGGACCUUCUCCCAGCUACACCAAAGGCAAAUGGAUACCACUUGACGAAACUAAAAAAAGUUUGACUAAAAUAACCGAUGAUUCGCCUUUUCGCAAGUCAAGUGGCACCGUGCAGUAUUGGUGCCGGCCUUGCAAUCGCAGAUUGGCGUCGAAAAUUGUAUACGAAAGGCACUUAAAAUCGGAACUACAUUUCAAAAGAACUCUUCACGAUAAAGAUUUUGAUGACAAUUUAGGACUGAUUGAGAAACGCGUUAAGAAGAAAAUUAGCCAUGAGUCAAAUGCUGAGACUAUUUGUCUCAAAAAACGCAAGCGCAAGAAAAUUUUUAUCAAAUGUGAAGUUUGCAACUCCAAGGUUAACAAACUCCUAAUGGGGAAACACUUGAUUUCGCAUUACCAUUGCCGAAGAGGGGAUAUUAAAACCCCAGUAGCUCAAGCAAUGAUUCUUGAUAACAUUUCCGAGAUUAUCCUCCAAAGUCCCUAUCAGUGUGGCAUUUGCAAAUUUUAUUUCAAUCACCAUAAAGAUUUCUUGGAGCAUUGGCUUUCAGACUAUCAUUGGGUUAGGGCUAAUUCUGGUAGUGGCUAUUUUUGGUGUUCUUUUUGUAAAUUUAAAGAUGCAAAUAGUGCAACCAUGUAUGCUCAUCUCAUUUCAGAAGAACACGAAGUUGUGGUGUCAGUCAUAAAUAGGUCUGUUCCCAUAAUUGUGAAGAAGAUAAAUCCGGUGAAAUGUGAAGAAUGCAAUGAAGAAUUUUUACUAAACAUUGCCUUGAUGAAACACUGCCAAAUUGAGGGGCAUACUUCGCAAAGAUUGACCUGCGUUAUAAACAAUUUUAUUUGCGUAAAGUGUCAACAAGUGUUUAGGUCGAAUAUUUUGUUGAAAAGGCACAAACGAAUUGUACACGGCGACAAUAUUUUUGUUUGUACUGUUUGCAAUAAAAAUUUUACAAAAAAAGAAGAUGCAAAAGUGCAUAGGAAUACGAGUGAACAUAGAUAUAAAGUUUUAAGUAGAAAAAAAGGGCAGCAACGGAAAUGUGACUACUGUAACGAAAUUUUUGCGAGUUUAAGCGAUUAUAAACAACAUCUCAAUGACAAACAUAAAGAGUUUAGCCCCCGAUGUAGCCUCUGUGGUGCCACUUUUACUUUGCCUCAGGAACUUACAGUUCAUUUACGAACCAAAUCAUGCUCUUAUAAAGAAAAUUUUGACAGUGCAAAUUCUUGUGAUAAAUGCACUUAUUCUUCAAGUUCUACAUCGGAGCUUCUUUUUCAUAAGGUUCUUCAUAGUGAACCAGCAAUGGUAAUGCCAUCAAACCCAAAAAAGAAGCCUAUGGCUCAGUAUAAGUGUCCACUUUGUGACAAAUUGUUCGUAAAAGCUUCUCUACAACCACACUUAAGACUACAUACGAAAGAAAGACCUUUUAUAUGCUCAAUAUGUUCCAAAGGUUUUGUUAGGAAGAAUAAUUGGAUGUUGCAUGUGAGAAAUCAUGAGAGGAAGGGCAAAAAGAAGUUGCAGGAGGAGAAGAAACGGGAAAUGUCUGGCGAUCGGCCUUUUCUGUGCUCGACCUGUGGAGCCAGCUUCAAAAAAAAAUCGAUUCUCCAACAACAUAUGACCACUCAUUCGGGUAAAUUAUGCAAAUGUCCGAAAUUAGGCUGUAUUUUCGCCGCCCGCAGCAUGGGAGAGUUAAAGCAGCAUUUCCGGACGCAUUCCGACGUGAAAAGCUUCUCUUGCAACAUUUGCGACUACCGGGGAAAAACCAAACAGCAGUUAAAACAUCACUUAACUGUCCAUAGUGGGACGAAAAAGUAUGCUUGCACGAAAUGCUCGUUUUCAGCGAGGACGAUGUCUCAUUUGAAAAGACACAUUCGCCUACACACAGGGUCUAAGCCUUAUAGUUGCCCUCACUGUACAUACAAAUGCAACACUUUGGAAAAUUUGAGAAAACAUGUCUUGUUGACGAGUAAACAUCGAGGGAAGUAUAUUUAUGAAUGCAAACUUUGUGCAGAAUCUCCCUUUCAAAGUAAUUUUGCCAAAGACUUUAAAGUUCAUCUUGUUACUCAACAUCCGGAGAUGUUUAAAAGUGGAAGAGAAGCUGCUACUUUUGUUGCAGGAAUUUAUGACGAGCAGAGCGACUGUGCCGAAUUUAAUCCUGCGAGUUCCGGAGAGGAUGAAUCGAAGGCUGCAAGUGAAAAAGACCGGACUCCUCCGCCAAAGGUGAUAAUCGUUCAGCACUUGAAGAGUGAAGUGGACAAAGAUCCUGUGGUGGCUUCAAGCAGUAAAGACACAGGUGAAGAAGGCAAUCCUGACGAGAUGUUGCCGAUGUUUAUUGUGUCUCGCGAUGAGACAGUUUCAGUAGAUAAUCUCACGGAGACUUGGAAUGUGGUCGGUAGCUACGACGUUGAGGAGUCCGGUGCGUUAGUUCCUUUCAAUAGCGAUAACGUUCUUUUCCAGGGACAUUUCUAACAAUUUUAAUAAGUAAGCUAGGUGUGUAAUUUAAAUAAAG
This is a messenger RNA of Tribolium madens (black flour beetle), 3480 nucleotides long. Its product is annotated as zinc finger protein 197-like. Lineage: Eukaryota; Metazoa; Arthropoda; Insecta; Coleoptera; Tenebrionidae. Gene Ontology annotation, biological process: regulation of DNA-templated transcription. The coding region runs from base 27 to 3440 and encodes 1137 amino acids. Gene Ontology annotation, molecular function: DNA-binding transcription factor activity, RNA polymerase II-specific; RNA polymerase II cis-regulatory region sequence-specific DNA binding. The transcript has 5 exons. The record is from RefSeq and is a predicted model, not a curated record.